GCUGAAUUAUUCCCAAUAGCAGUUGUAAUUCUGAUUUUCUUUGCAGACAAGUGCGAUUGCGGAUGAAACACAGAAGCAAAUCGAACUUCAAAUUCACAGGCAUGAGCAGCUCUUGCAGCAACAGAAACUUCACGAAUUACACGCAAAGUAUGCAGCGACCGGUGCCGUUGGACCUCAAGGACUCGUUUUUCUACCUUUCCUUGAGCAGCUGCGAGGAUUGCACCCGGCAGCUGUACCCCCCGGUUUGGGAAAGUCACAUAUACCCAAUCAGAUGCUACCUCCACCUCAUCAAGUUCCAAAUUGGAUAUCAGCAACAGCGCAUUUGGCCCAAAUGUCCGCAGCCGCAAUCUCGACCACAACGGACAAACGAUCUCCCCCGCGUCAGCCAACUCCCUCUCCCCCACCACAAAUAUCCGACCCCGACGCCCCCCUCAAUCUCACAAAACCUAAGUCUUCCAGUUCUGAAUCGACCGGAUCUAGUCCUCACAAUAUCCCAGUCAGUAUGCAAAGCUUUAGCGAGCAGCCCGUCGCAGCUACCACCCCUAAACUAUUACCUCCAGGUCUCGUGAUGCCCAGACCUUUCCUAGCGUACGCGGGCUUACCGCCUCAAUUCCCGCUGCCCCCCAACACAGAUCGCCACAAAACGGGAAAGGAGGGCCUACUGAGCCCUGACAAACACCAUUUUCCCAUGCACAUGUAUGGAUUGUCAAGCGCGUCGCACCUCACCGGUGGCAAACCUAGGGAUGACCCCUCGAUUAAAGACGAACCCGACUACCUUGCGGCGUGUCACAUGUGGGCCGGUAGCGACCCCAGUUAUAAGCUGGCCGAAGACAGCAAGGACGCGAAAAUUGUAAGGCAGGUGAAGAGGGAAUCCGAAAACAAACCUCACAUCAAGAGACCAAUGAACGCAUUUAUGGUGUGGGCGAAGGACGAAAGGCGAAAAAUCCUGAAGGCUUGUCCCGAUAUGCACAACUCCAACAUUUCAAAAAUCUUAGGAGCGCGCUGGAAGGCGAUGUCAAACGCAGAGAAGCAACCCUACUACGAAGAACAGUCGCGACUAUCAAAGCUGCACAUGGAAAAACAUCCGGAUUACCGAUAUCGGCCGCGACCUAAACGAACUUGCAUCGUAGACGGUAAAAAAAUGCGCAUUUCGGAAUACAAAAUGCUAAUGCGCCAAAGGCGACAGGAAAUGCGCCAGUUAUGGUGUCGCGACAGCGGUUCCGAGAUGAGCUUUCUUGCACCCGGUUCGGACCUAACGUCGCCCGCGUCUACGUCAGCGGGAAGAAUGUCCGUUUCUCCCCCCAUGAUUUCGAUGAACGGUGCGGGGCCGAGUUCCGAAGGAUUUUAUCACAGUGACAGUAUUUCCCCAGAAGCGAUGAGCUUUAUGCACGAACAUUCUGCCUACGAUUCGAGUCCCAGACAUGAUGAUGACUGAACCUGAGUUUCAAGGGAACUGAGCUUCCCUUGGUAUUAACGAAUUCACGGGCGGAUACGAGUUGGAAAAUCGGUGACUUACUCGAAUAAACGACAUGACAAAGUAUUUUAAAUUAUUUAUUAUCUCGACAAAGGAAUUUGUAUAUAUAACAUACUUUCCUUUUUUUACGAACGCUCGAACUUAUCCAGAUGUCAGUGUCCCUUAACACAGUGUUCUCGAGGGCAGUUCAAAUUCAAGUGUGCCAUCUAGUUGACGCAAAUGUGAACUUUUACGAGACUUAUAAAAAAUUAUUGGUUAUUAUUAUUAUUAUCACAAUUAUUUGGUGUUGUAGUUGUAUUGUUAUGUAGAUAUGCCAUUCAGAUUUUCAUGUUAUUUAUUUACAUUUAGUUAUAUAUCGAAAUUUGUUUUUCUCUUUUAUUGUAAAUUCUUGUAAAGUUUUAUAUGUGUUUUUUUACAUUGCAUAUACGCGAAUAAAUUUAUUAACAGUAACUUUACAUAGUGCUCAGUGUUUUUGGUUCAAGUGCAAUGUCAUUUUCAUGUAUAUUAUUUUCUACUGUUGAUGUUUGUAUAUUUUAAUGUUAAGAGCCAGUACUUUAACUAAUAUUAUUUAUUUUAAAGUUAUUUGUACUUGUACAGUGCCCUAUUUUUACCGAAUCUGUACUUAUAAGUGCCCUGCGCCAAUCGCUACCUAUCGGUAGAGGUCUUAAUUUUUUUUAUAAUCUUCAUCUGCAAGUACCUGGGCACUUCUACUUAAUCCAUUUCUGUUUUAGAAACGACAUAUUGUAAAUUUUGUUAUUUAAUUGUUGCAAAAACAAUCAAAAUUUUAUAUAUUUUAUUUUACAAUCAGUACAAAGUUGUUUGUUUUUGCAAUUAAAUCGAUGAACUUUACAAUCACCACGUAUUUAACCUUAAAAAAUAAUAUUGUUCAUGGGUAUUUAAGCAAGUAGAUUCUAGAAUGUAAAUACUUUUAAAAAACAGGCGACGACCUUUGCAAGCCAAUUUUUAUUUUAUUAUUACAACUAAUAUUUCUCGAACGCCCGCAUUUUUCAUUGAUCCAAUGUUAUUUCUUUGCAGUAUUUAGUUAUAAAUUCCCUCUGAAGCAGCUUAUGAUUUGAAUCGUUAUGGGGCCAUUUUUAUUAAACAAAAUAUUAGUUGUCUAUAAAGAAAGGUUAGAGAAGUGUUAUAAUUGUAUUUGAUGAUAAGUUAAAUAAAAUGUGAUACCUGUAAUCUACAUAGGUAUAGUUUAUUUGAAGUAUGUAGUAUUUUAAAUUGAGACGUAAAGCACUAGUGUUGAAAAAGUGAAACGGAGAGAAAGAGCAAAUGUUUGUAUGCAUUUAAAAUAUUCCUUAAUGCAUAUAGGGCUAGUGAAUGUUGUUUAUAAAAAUACCAUAAUCAAUGUGUAAUGUCUAUGAAAUAUUAAAAAAAAAUGCAUAGACCUGUAUCUCAAAAACAUUUAAAGAAAUGAUUACUAGAACUAUAGGCUCACUGUUUUCUGUGCCAAAUUCAAGGAAAUAAAUUGUAAAAUGUA
This is a messenger RNA of Photinus pyralis (common eastern firefly), 2963 nucleotides long. Its product is annotated as transcription factor Sox-5-like. Gene Ontology annotation, molecular function: RNA polymerase II cis-regulatory region sequence-specific DNA binding; DNA-binding transcription factor activity, RNA polymerase II-specific. Gene Ontology annotation, cellular component: nucleus. NCBI's taxonomy places the organism in Eukaryota, Metazoa, Arthropoda, Insecta, Coleoptera, Lampyridae. The record is from RefSeq and is a predicted model, not a curated record. The transcript is spliced from 3 exons. Bases 272 to 1435 code for a protein of 387 amino acids. Gene Ontology annotation, biological process: regulation of transcription by RNA polymerase II; cell fate commitment.